This is a messenger RNA of Diceros bicornis minor, 1485 nucleotides long. Its product is annotated as deleted in malignant brain tumors 1 protein-like. The record is from RefSeq and is a predicted model, not a curated record. The transcript is spliced from 6 exons. The coding region runs from base 1 to 1485 and encodes 494 amino acids. Lineage: Eukaryota; Metazoa; Chordata; Mammalia; Perissodactyla; Rhinocerotidae. Gene Ontology annotation, cellular component: membrane.
AUGGAGGUCAUUGUUUGGAAUGUCCACCGAGGUCUGGGCCUGCGGCUGGUGAAUGGGUCAAGCAGGUGCGCUGGCCGAGUGGAAGUUUACCACGCCGACACCUGGGACACAGCGUGUGAUGACAACUGGGCCACAGAAGAUGCCCAAGUGGUCUGCUGGCAGUUUGGCUGUGGCCUGGCUGUGGUAGCUUCAGCCCUGGGUCAGGCAGCAUCCUCCUGCACGAUGUCAACUGCACCGGAAGCCAGUCCUCCUGGGACAGUGCCCUCACGGCAGCUGGGUCACCCACAACUGGGGGCACCAGGAAGAUAUCUGCCCGUGGUGAGGCUGGUUGGCGGGAAGAGCAGGUGUGAGGGCCGCGUGGAGAUCCUUCACAACGGCACCUGGGGGACCGUGUGCGACGACCUCUGGGGCCUGCCCGCCGCCCAGGUGGUGUGCCGGCAGCUGGGCUGCGGGAUGGCCCUGGUGGCCCCGGGGAGCAGCCUGUUUGGUGACAGCUCCGGCCCCAUCUUCCUGGACGAUGUGCAGUGCACAGGCAGUGAGACCAACCUGGGGAGAUGCCACCACCGGGGCUUCUUCAUCCACAACUGUGGCCACCAUGAGGACGCCGGGGUCAUUUGCUCAGAUACAACUCUCACUUCAGGCGAAGAGCCUUCUUCACCAGGUAUGCUCUCUGCUCCUUGCAGUAGUCCUGGAGUGUUAAUUCCCAGCGCUGAGAAAUUCCCAGCCCAGCAAGAGUUUGACACCCAGAACCCGCCCCUGCGCCUGGCUGGCGGGCGCAGCCGCUGCGAGGGCCGGGUCGAGGUCUGGCACCAGGGCGUGUGGGGCACGGUGUGCGACGACCACUGGAACAUCAAGAACGCCCGCGUCGUGUGCCGCCUGCUGGGCUGCGGCCGCGCGCUGGGCGCCCCGGGGCGCUGCCGCUUCGGCCCGGGCCGAGGGCCCAUCUUGCUGGACGACGUGCGCUGCGCGGGCACCGAGGACGCGCUGGAGCGCUGCGCCCACUCGGGCUGGGCGCGCCACAACUGCCGGCACCAGGAGGACGCGGGCGUGGUCUGCGCAGCCCAGCUCUCCUGCUUACCUCACCUCUUCCAAGUCAUCAUUGACCGAGGCUAUCUCCGAAGGCUGGGCUACUCUUCCUGGGACAUCCACUUAAAUGAUAAGCUGUGUCGCCCCCAAGUCACAGGGCGCUAUCUGAUCUUCAACAUUCCCUAUGGCCACUGUGGCACCAUCAGACAGAAGUUUCUGUCCCAGGAGCCAUGCUGGAACCCCCCCUGUGUCUGGGAGGUGGGCAGCUCCCGGACGCUUCUGGGCCAUCAGGGAGGACCCUCAGAUAUCCUCUCUGGCCCUAGCUGGCCCAGCUCCCCCAGCAAGCCUUGUGUGCUGACCACAAUGCUAGGGGCAGAGGACACAGCAGGUCAGGAACCACCUGGGGUGACGGCCCAGUCCCAGGCCACCCACGUGGAAAACACUGCCUUGUAUGUCUGA